AAUGAUUCAGUAAACAAAUCCAUCCGGUGAUGACUGGCCCAGGUGCUUGUUUCCGGGGUGAUCCUCGCAUUGUCUCAAAAGAUCAAGAGACAUGACGGACCUGUACGUGCAGCAUCUUAUGGAUGGGUUCUCUGACGAAACCGAAACGCCAGACACGUCACAGAAGGCGGACGGACGGCGGAUCCACGACUAUCUCCCCACUUCUGUACUGGUGGCAUGUCUGUGUUUCUACAUGCCUACAGGACUGCUGGCGGUCAGAUACGCCCACAAGGCUAGGCAAUCUCUACGCAAUGGAAAAGAAGAGGAAGCAGAAAGGUUCUCUCGGAACGCCUUGCUGCUUAUCCUUACAACAGUGUUCACACUCCCGAUACUGUGCUUUACUGCUUUUGUCACGUGACUUGACCUGCUUGGUGUUCAGACAUUUAGGAAAUAUUGUCUAUAUGAUCCAGUGGAGCGUAGCAGGGUCAUCAACCCAAUUGUUUGGCAAUCAAUCUGAUUGCACGUGGUUGAAAAUACGUUAGACCUAUGUAAUGAAGCUGAGAGUAUAUUCUAUUCAUUCUCUUUGUCAGUGCGACGGAUGAUAUUAUACAUGAUUUGAAUAUAUUUUAUUGUAUACAUACAUGUAUAUAUAAGAUAGACAAACAAAUGGUUCGGACACAAGUUCUGACAACUUAUGAGGUCUUUACCAAUAAAUAAAAAAAUUAUAUAAAACUUACAAAUGUUAUUACAUGAUUUAGAAUUGUUAUUGCGAUAAAUGGAAAUAAGUUAUAUAUACGAGAAUAAGAAACAUGCACAUAAACUAUAUAAAACAAAUCUAUCAGUUUCGUUGAUAUACAAUUGAACUUAUGAGAAUAAUUACUGGUUAAUAUCAAGGGAAAAUAACUCAUCGCCCCAUAGUAAAAGAUGAGUAUUAAUUAUAUGAAAGUGGUCUAGUUGUAGCAGAUUAAGAACAAAAAUAUUUCUAGCGAUAGUAUAAUUUUUCAUUUAAAGAAAAAAUGGUAAGCAUCUUCGGGUAAUUCACACCGACAAUUACUGCUUUCUAUAAUAUUUAUUUUGUGUAAAUCAUAUAUUAUCCAUAUCAACACGUUGUAUAUAAAUUAAAUUGUAUUCAUGUACAUAAACAUUUUUUUAAUGUGUUGUGAUAGUAAGGAACUUUUUAUAUAAAACAAAUAAAAACAUGAAAAUAA
Magallana angulata is the source of this 1187-nucleotide messenger RNA. Its product is annotated as proline rich transmembrane protein 1B-like. Gene Ontology annotation, cellular component: membrane. The coding region runs from base 92 to 397 and encodes 101 amino acids. The transcript has 3 exons. The record is from RefSeq and is a predicted model, not a curated record. Lineage: Eukaryota; Metazoa; Mollusca; Bivalvia; Ostreida; Ostreidae.